UCGCUACACACUUUGUUGUUCUUUCUUGAGAAAUCAUGCCUGAGCCAGCGAAGUCCGCACCUAAGAAGGGAUCUAAGAAGGCCGUCACUAAAACCGCCGUAAAGGGGGGCAAGAAGCGCAAGAGGUCCAGGAAGGAGAGCUAUGCUAUCUACGUCUACAAGGUACUGAAGCAGGUUCAUCCUGACACCGGGAUUUCCUCUAAGGCCAUGGGGAUCAUGAACUCUUUCGUCAAUGAUAUUUUCGAGCGUAUCGCCGGUGAGUCCUCUCGUCUCGCUCACUACAACAAGCGCUCCACCAUCACAUCGAGAGAGAUCCAGACCGCCGUGCGUCUGCUGCUGCCCGGUGAACUCGCCAAACACGCCGUGUCUGAGGGAACAAAGGCCGUCACCAAGUACACCAGCUCCAAAUAAAUCUGUUGAAUCUUUCAACACCCCAAAGGCUCUUUUAAGAGCCACCCACUUUAUCAACUAGAGAGCAUCCAGUUUGCUUUAA
Molecule: messenger RNA, 492 nt
Organism: Misgurnus anguillicaudatus (oriental weatherfish)
Lineage: Eukaryota; Metazoa; Chordata; Actinopteri; Cypriniformes; Cobitidae
Source: RefSeq, a predicted model, not a curated record